ACUAUUCCCUCAAUUCCUACUUCUAAUCGCAGAUCUCCAAAGUUCAGGCACUGCAACUUCUUGUUUUCGCUUCUCAGACAUGGUAUCCUAUGGCUUGUGUCCUACAAUAAAAAAUAUUCUUCUUUUAGAUUCUGAAGGGAAGCGUGUGGCAGUCAAGUAUUACUCAGAUGACUGGCCUACAAACAAUGCAAAGUUAGCUUUUGAGAAGUUUGUAUUCACUAAGACUGUAAAGACAAAUGCUCGGACAGAAGCUGAGGUAACACUGCUUGAGAACAAUAUCAUUAUUUACAAAUUUGUACAAGACCUGCAUUUCUUUGUCACUGGUGGUGAUGAUGAAAAUGAGCUCAUUUUAGCAUCAGUUCUUCAAGGUUUCUUUGAUGCAGUCACGCUUCUGUUGAGGAACAAUGUUGACAAAAGAGAGGCACUUGAGAACUUGGAUCUCAUUCUUUUAUGUGUUGAUGAGAUUGUUGAUGGAGGGAUUAUACUUGAAACAAAUGGACCUGUUAUUGCUGAAAAAGUGACCUCCCAUAACUUGGAUGCUGAUGCCCCCUUGUCAGAGCAGACACUAACUCAAGCAUGGGCUACAGCGAGAGAGCAUCUGACAAGAACCCUUUUACAAUGAUGAUUGCAUGCACUGAAAUGAGCUAGUUAUAUUUGAGUAUUUAAUUUUUGUCCUUUAAUGAGAGUUGUUUUGUCCCCUAAUUUGUUGGGUUACUGAGUUAUGAGCACCAUACCAUUUUGCUGACAAUGGUCUUCCUCCUGUAUCUGCUCAUAUUUGACAAAAGGCAAGCCAGAUAUUGUGAUAUUCAAGUUACGGUUAAGAUGUG
Molecule: messenger RNA, 827 nt
Organism: Gastrolobium bilobum
Lineage: Eukaryota; Viridiplantae; Streptophyta; Magnoliopsida; Fabales; Fabaceae
Product: coatomer subunit zeta-1-like
Exons: 6
Coding region: 80-622 (180 amino acids)
Biological process (GO): intracellular protein transport; retrograde vesicle-mediated transport, Golgi to endoplasmic reticulum; intra-Golgi vesicle-mediated transport
Cellular component (GO): COPI vesicle coat
Source: RefSeq, a predicted model, not a curated record